CGUGUCCUGCAGGAUGGAGGAUGUUCAGUUGUACCUGUUAUUUCCUCUCCACUCAGUCUGGUUCUUGGGAAAAAGCCAGAGAGGACUGCAGAGCCAGAGGAGCAGAUCUGGUGAUCAUAGACAGUCCUGAGGAGCAGACGUUUCUUUCUGGAUUCAUCUCUACAUUCACUUGGAUCGGUUUGAGUGACAGAGAGGAGGAGGGGGUCUGGAAAUGGGUGGAUGGAACUCCACUGAACCUGACGUACUGGGCAGUAAAGCAGCCUGAUAAUGGUGGUGGAGACCCAAAGUGGGGUGAGGAGGACUGCGCACAUCUCGGACAUGAUGGGAGCGCACAUCUCACACAUGAUGAGAGCGCACAUUGGAAUGAUCUGUCGUGUGGUUCUCGCUUGCGGUGGAUCUGUGAAGAAAUGGCAUGACACUGUUAAAUAUGCUUUUAAAGUGUGAGCUUUGAUAAAGCAAAGCUUUUUUAGUAAAGACUGCUCUUGUAUGUUUGUUAAAAAACGUAGCUCUGCGUAUGUGUUUGACUCUGCUGAAGACUAUACUGUAUAUAUUCCAAUGUCAGACUUUUCACUUUCUAACAUUGCAGCUUUAGGAUAAUAAAGAAUAACAAAAAGAAAACAUACAUAAUUAUCCAAAGUAAUGUUUUUGGCUGGACCUGCCACGGUGCAGCGCGACAUUCCUUGAACGUCCGUGAGAGAGUGUUGGAGGCCGUAACACCUUCAAAAUGAUUUGGCACGAACAUUUUCUCUUACGUCAUCAGGAUUGGUUUACAGCCGAUCCACAACAGUUUCGGUUCACACUGUGGCUUCAUAUGACAUGUCGCACUCCGAGGAAGUUCUGCGCGUCUUCUCUCUUAACUUGCUGCAAGAUGAAUUUGGGCAUUAAACUGAAAACUGCUUCUAAUUUGGUGCAUUUGACAAGUAGAUAACUUUUUGAAUUCAGUGUUUGGAUUAUGUUUUUUUUUCUCAUAAAAUAUUUGUAGUUCUGUGAGAAAUUGUGCGUUUCCUGUUUAAGCUUUCUGUUUCUGUGCACAAGAGGACGAUGUUUAAAUGGAAGUGAGCAGCUGAUGGUAGAUAAGCUAUUCUAGCUCAUCUGAAACUUCCUGAAAGGCUAAACUUCAACACACAGCCCAGUGUUUGGUCGUCAUCCACUUAUAUAGGAUGACUGCACAAAAUUAAAAUGAACAUGCAGAUUCCUUUUGUUUAUUAUUUUGUAUUUCCUCAGUGCAAAUUCAUGACAUUCACAUUUCUUCAGUUCUUGUUCCUAUUGUAUUUUUUUCAUUUUCUUUAUAUAAAACAUAGUCCUUUAUUGCUCUGUGCAUGGCUGGAGAUGGGGGGAAUAAAUAAGAAGAAUAAGAGUAAAAGUUUUUAUUCUGUAAAGCAGUUUGUGUCACGUUUUGUAUGAA
Molecule: messenger RNA, 1405 nt
Organism: Seriola dumerili (greater amberjack)
Lineage: Eukaryota; Metazoa; Chordata; Actinopteri; Carangiformes; Carangidae
Product: CD209 antigen-like protein D
Exons: 3
Coding region: 21-416 (131 amino acids)
Source: RefSeq, a predicted model, not a curated record